CAGCCUUCCACAAGUUGUUAUUAAUGUGGUUGGUUCUUCUCAAAGAGCAGGCUGAAAAAUUAUUAAAAAGUUUCCGACUGAUAUUGAAAAGUGUGAAUAAGAAUUUUGGUGUUGAAAAGGAGGCUGUGCAAUGUUUAAUGUACUGCAGCGUCUGCUGGGUGGAGAUGUGCCACCAAACAAAGUUGUGGAAAUCAAGAGCGAAUCCCUGGGCACUCUCCAGGUCCUGGCUCGCGAUGAUGCCAUGGUCCUGUUUGCCCCACCCUACAACAGCAAUGACAAGCGUGCUGUCUACGAGAUUAUCUUACAACGUCCCACCUCCGAUUCGAAUACCUCCUCGUUCAGUUUGUACCGCUCACCGUUGCAACAAGACGCCGAGGAGAAGUUCAACACUUUCAUGCAACGUCUGCCCAUCUUUGUUGGCAUCGUCAAGGAGUACUACAGUGUAAAUGGCUUGCAAAAGGUUUGCGAUGCUCUCUCAGAGAAUCCCUCGUGGACGCUGGCUCAUCUGGUAGCCUACUUUAAUCUCCUGGAGUAUAUCAGCAAUCCAAAAGUCGUGCAGUGCAUUGACAUUGCCGAUCACACAACACUCAUGUCGCCAUUUCAGUUGGCCAUCAAACAGGGUCACAUUGAAAUGGUCAAGGUGCUGUUGCCCUUCAGCAAAAUGGAACAUUUGGAUAUUAACAGCAACUCGGUGUUUCAUUAUGCAGCCAGCACAACCAAAGAGAUCAUUAAUCUGCUUACCGAUAACAAUACUGUGAACCUAAACCACCUCAAUUCGGAUGGAUAUACGCCGUUGCACUUGGCCUGUGUGGCCGAUAAGCCGGAAAAUGUCAAGGCCUUGUUAUUAGCCGGCGCCGAUGUCAAUCUGAAUGCCAAGAACAUAAGCAAACUGUACAAAACAUCCACUCCCACUUCGGUGGCUUCAUUUUUGCGUACAAAUGCCAGCAAACUCUACACGCAGGACAUGAAGUACGGCGGUACGCCUCUGCAUUGGUGCUCCUCCCGGGAGACAUUGCAUGCACUGAUCAUGGAAGGUUGCGAUGUCAAUGCCACCAACUUCGAUGGAAGAACCGCCUUGCAUGUGAUGGUGGCACGCAAUCGAUUCGAGUGCGUGGUUACUCUCUUGGCUCACGAUGCGGAUAUCGAUGUGCUGGAUAAUGAGGGAAAUGCUGCACUUCACAUUGCCAUUGAGAAGAAACUGGUGCCAAUUGUCCAGUGUCUGGUGGUGUUUGGCUGUGACAUCAAUCUGAAAAACAAGGAUGGAAAGUCGCCACGUCACAUGGUUGGCAAUGAUGCCAGUGGCAAUAAGGAGGAUGAAAUAUUAUACAUAUUGCAUUCGGUGGGUGCCAAACGUUGCUCCGACAGCAGCUCCAAGUGUCCACCCGGCUGCAAUUCCAAGGGCUCAUACAAUGGCAUUCCACCUGAAGCGCCAGAAUCUGUGGAACAGCGUGAACAUAUUGAGAAUAUGCUGGCGUCUACGAGUCGCCAAAUGGGAGGGUUCCUAGGCGCAGCAGCCAAUGGCUUAAUGGAACGCCAGAUGACACCACAAGUGCCCGUUGUGGUCGAUACAGAGAAGGAGCAAAAGGGUCAGAGCAUUAUGGAUGCCUUGCUAGGCAUGUUUACAACCAAAGUCAAUGCGGAAGAGAUCAAGAAGGACAACUUAGCGGGCAGUGUGGCCAGUCCAACUACCACGCCUCCCUCAGUCAGUCCAGAGCAAUUGCCAUCGCCCACAUCUCCCAUUGCUGCAGAGGUCGGUGAUAAGCCCUACGGACGUGGACGACUUCUCUGCUUGGAUGGCGGUGGCAUACGUGGCCUGGUGCUAGUGCAAAUGCUGCUCGAGGUUGAGAAGCUAUCGCGUACGCCCAUCAUACACAUGUUCGACUGGAUCGCCGGCACUAGCACAGGCGGCAUCUUGGCGCUGGGCCUGGGAUGUGGCAAGAACAUGCGUCAGUGCAUGGGACUCUAUCUGCGCAUGAAGGAGCAAUGUUUUGUUGGCUCUCGUCCAUAUAAUAGCGAAUAUUUUGAAGCCAUACUUAAGGAUAAUCUCGGCGAGUUUAAUGUUAUGACCGACAUCAAGCAUCCAAAGAUUAUGGUUACUGGCGUCAUGGCGGAUCGUAAGCCCGUCGAUCUCCAUCUGUUCCGUAACUACACCAGCGCCAGCGACAUUCUAGGCAUUGUGACUUCUAUAAGCAACCGACGUAUACCACCGCCCCAGCCCGAGGAUCAGUUGGUGUGGCGUGCCGCACGUGCCACAGGAGCUGCUCCUUCAUAUUUCCGUGCAUUUGGAAGAUUCCUCGAUGGCGGACUUAUUGCCAACAAUCCCACACUGGAUGCCAUGACUGAAAUACAUGAAUAUAAUAUGGCAUUGCGCAGUUCUGGCCGCGAAUCUGAAGCUGUGCCUGUUUCCGCAGUGGUUUCAUUGGGCACCGGCCACAUACCGGUGACCGAGCUCAAGGACAUUGAUGUGUUCCGUCCGGAAAGUAUCUGGGAUACCGCUAAACUAGCCUACGGCAUAUCUACUAUUGGUAAUCUACUUGUUGACCAAGCCACCUGCUCCGAUGGGCGUGUCGUGGAUCGAGCCCGUGCCUGGUGCAGCACAAUUGGUGUACCCUACUAUAGAUUCAAUCCGCAACUCAGCGAGGAUAUUGCAAUGGAUGAGAAGGACGACCAGAAGCUGAUCAACAUGCUGUGGCACACAAAGGCAUAUAUGCACACCAAUCGUAACAAAAUAAUCGAGAUGAUUAAUUUCCUAAAAUAGCGCGCAAGAAGGAUUUAGACCGCAUUCAGUUUAAUUGCUGCGUCACUUCUACUAUUUCAUUCUCUAUAUAUACUUUUUCUUUCUAAAUGUUCCCCGAUUAUCUGUAUAUACUAUCAAUAGUUUAAACCAAACACUUCUCAGCAUCUUUCCGCGGUCUAAAUCAGGACACACACACACACACACUCACACACACACGCAUACACCCUCACACACCAAACACAUAAAAGCUUCCCAACCCAAAAACCACAAUUUUUAACCACAAAUAAAUUAUUGCAAGUUUUAAAUUAAUGAUAGUGAAUAAUGAGGCUAUCAUCGCAUCAUUUACGCUUUGAAUAAUUUGUGUUAACUAACGGAUUGUUAAUAUUCAAAUUUGAAAUUUGGUGUUAAGCUCAUCUGUAUUAUUAUUAUGCGUAUUUAUUGUAUGUUUGUAAAUGUUUUCGCCAAAUUGGAUUGUAAACUGUUUGUUUGUAAACAUUCCGUAAACAUUUUGAAUAAAAAUUGGUUAUUUUAGAUGUACAAA
Molecule: messenger RNA, 3278 nt
Organism: Drosophila innubila
Lineage: Eukaryota; Metazoa; Arthropoda; Insecta; Diptera; Drosophilidae
Gene: iPLA2-VIA
Product: 85/88 kDa calcium-independent phospholipase A2
Exons: 7
Coding region: 131-2758 (875 amino acids)
Biological process (GO): lipid metabolic process; positive regulation of ceramide biosynthetic process
Cellular component (GO): mitochondrion
Molecular function (GO): protein binding
Source: RefSeq, a predicted model, not a curated record